Aethina tumida (small hive beetle) is the source of this 2133-nucleotide messenger RNA. RefSeq lists its product as uncharacterized. Bases 1 to 2133 code for a protein of 710 amino acids. Lineage: Eukaryota; Metazoa; Arthropoda; Insecta; Coleoptera; Nitidulidae. The transcript is spliced from 6 exons. The record is from RefSeq and is a predicted model, not a curated record.
AUGCCUCUACCACCGGAAACUCAGUGCAGUGGACUGAAUAUAGAAGAAGAUAGUGAAACAAACUAUGAAAACACAAAUCACACCAAAAAUGAGGCGCGUUUAUACCAGAAUAUGAAGAAAAAUGAAGAUAACGCAAUCAGAAAGAAACCCAUACCCUUACCAAGAAUAUCUUAUUCAUUAGAUGAAAUUAAUAUCGAAACGUAUAACAAAGUAAUGAUGAAUGGCGAUGUAGAAGAAGAAAGUAUUGAAAUGAACGAAGAAGAAAUUUACAAUAUUUUUCCUAAUUCAACAAAGAAUACGUUAGAAAAAGAAUUAUCAACACCAGUAGCAGCAAAACGAAAAAUUGAUUUUAAGAAACCUGGCCAAGAAGUCGAGCUCAGAGGAACUGGUAGUUUGAGAACUAAAACAUUGAAAAAUGAGCAAAGAAACCUUUCAAAAUCGAUUGAAAACAUUGAAAUGUUGAACAAAGCAAAACUAGUAAAUUAUAUAAGAAGAUUAAGUGUGAAAGAUUUGAUCGAGUCUUACGAAAGUCUCGACGGCAUAGAACAAGAAAGAGUACGAGAGGAAUUCCAAGAAGCAAAAUUGGAAAGACUGAAGGAGGAAUGUCUGAAGGCGUUGAGUUCGAUUUUUCACAUCCAGAUGAAUGUGAAAACAAUAAAUAUGGUUUGGAAUGUCUUUCGUGCCCUACGAGACGUAUACAAAUUUGUAACUUGUCAAUCAAAUGAAGAAAACAGACGAAAUACUACCAUAACAAAUUAUUAUGAACCCGAUCCUAUAAAAAACAUUCAAAAACUAGACACGCAACCGACAAGACAUAAUAAUAUAAUUACAAAUCAAAACAAACAUACCUCAGUUAAUCUACAAAAAGAAACUAAAAUAAAUGACACAGAACCAAACUGUAAUGAAUUUGACUAUAAAAAUAAAAUAUUAAGCACAAAUCAGAACCAAUUCAACAAAAACUGCUCAGAAGUGGAACAGGAAGCACAUAAGAUAAAAGGACCAAUUUACGAGGAAAUAAAUUGUAAUUCGCAAUCCGUCCAUAAUCAUGACUCAUCGAAUGAAAUAAAUUCAUUGGGACUAGGGACUGUUCAUAAACAGCCUUCGCUUGGAGAAAAAGUUAUACAUCCUCUUCCUAAACAUAAGAAUUUAAAAGAAAAAGAUGUAAGACCUGAUCGAUCUCAUAACUUGUCCGAGGAAAAAGGUUUAUCAGUAGAAAAUAGACGUCCUGCUACUCAAACUCCAAAAGAAGAAGGACUAUGUUCUGUUCCCAAGCUUCAUUCGUUAGAAGAGAAGGGUUUGCAACCUGCUUCCAAUCCAAAGCUAACAAAAGAAAAAAAAUUACGUCCUGUUCCUCAGUUAUCAAUAGAAACAUGUUUACGUCUUAAUCCUAAACCAUCAAAUCAGGAAAACCUACAUCCUGUUUCCAAAAAUUAUUUACCACAAGAGAAGGGUUUGCCACCUGUACCCGGUCCAAAGCCAACAAAAGAAAAAAGUUUACGUCUUGUUCCUACACCGCAGUCGCCAGCCGAAUCUGGUUUACGUUCGUUUCUUCAAUCCAAAAAAGAUGAUUUUCAUUCUAUUCCUAAAACUCAUAUAUCAGAAGAGAAGGGUUUGCGAAUUGUCCCUCAGUCACCUCAGCUGUCAGUAGAAACUGGUUUACAACCAUCAACAAAGGAAGAUUUACUUACUCUUUCUAAAACUCAUUUACUAGAAAAAAAUGGUUUGGGAUCGGUAUCCGACACGACAGGAACAAAAGGAAAAGGUUUACGUCCUGUUCCUCAACCACGAACAGGGCAAGGUUUACGUUCUCUUCCAAAAACUCAUUUAUUAGAAGAAAAUGGUUUAGGGCCUGCUUCCGGUACGACAGAAACAAAAGGAAAAGGUUUGCGUCCAGUCCCUCAACCAUCAACAGGGGAAGAUUUACGUCCUCUUUCUAAAACUCAUUUAUCAGAAGAAAAUGGUUUAGAAUCUGUCUCCGGCACGACAGAAACAAAAGAAAAAGGUUUGCGUCCUGGCCUGCCUCCGAAACGACAGAAUCAAAAGGAAAAUGUUUGCGUCCUGUUCCUCAAACACCAACAGUGGAAGAUUUACGUCCUCUUUCUAAAACUCAUUUUUCAAAAGAAAACAGUUUAG